Messenger RNA from Heterocephalus glaber (naked mole-rat), 2043 nucleotides. Its product is annotated as antiviral innate immune response effector IFIT1. The record is from RefSeq and is a predicted model, not a curated record. Gene Ontology annotation, cellular component: cytosol. Gene Ontology annotation, biological process: defense response to virus. Lineage: Eukaryota; Metazoa; Chordata; Mammalia; Rodentia; Bathyergidae. Gene Ontology annotation, molecular function: RNA binding; protein binding.
CCUCGAAAGCGCAAGGUCCUGAGUCCGAUCCCAGGUACUGAAAAAAAAAAAAACUUUCUGAGAAUCUAUAAGUAUUUCCAAGUGAAAACAUAAACUUUGUCAAAUUUUAUAUCAUUUCGGUGGCCUUCAUAAUAAAAUAAGAAACGCUUCCAUAGCAUAUAAUAUGCUAUAAGCACUUUAUAUAUACAUAGGCUUAUUAGUCCUCCCAAAGGCCACUUUGAUGAGCACUGCUGUUAUCCCCACUUUAUAAAUGGGACCUUAGAGCACACAGUGGUGCUGGAAUUACCAUGUGGAAUGAAGCAAAUUAUAGUCUCUGUCCAUUUGUUUCUUACAAAUCCAGUGACUCUAAGGAAAAUCUCAGUAAAUGGGAGACUUUCAGAAUAGUGCUAAAAUUGUACCAAGGGUUCUACUUGGCUUGUUUAUUUUGGCUGUUCAUCACCUAACAAGAUUGCUUUUGUUUUACAGUAAGAACGUUGAUGAUAACCAGGUCAAGGAUUGCCUAGUUCAGCUGAAAUGUCACUUUACAUGGGAACUGGUAAUUGAAGAAGUUGAAUUAUCAGAUUUAGAAAGCAGGGUCUUGGAAGAGAUUGAGUUCCUCAGCACCAAGUACAGUGUGAGAAUUUAUAACCUUCUGGCCUAUGUGAAACACCUGAAAGGCCAGAAUGACAAAGCCCUGCAGAGCCUGAAAGAUGCUGAAGACUUAAUCCAGAGAAAGCAGGCUGACCAGUUAGACAGGAGAAGCCUGGUGGCCUGGGGCAACUAUGCCUGGGUGCAUUACCACAUGGGCAGGUUGGCAGAUGCUAAGAUGUAUCUGGACAAGGCUCAGAAUGUUUGUAAGAAGUUAUCAAGUCCCUUUCACUAUAGAAUGGAGUGCCCUGAAAUGGACUGUGAGGAAGGAUGGGCCUUGCUGAAGUGUAGAAGAAAGAAUUAGGAGCGGGCUCAGGCCUGCUUUCAAAAUGCUUUGGAAAUGGAGCCUGAAAACCCUGAAUUUAAUACUGGGUAUGCUAUCAUGGCCUGUCACCUGGAUUAUGCUAACAAAGUGUGCAAGAAUGGGAAAGCAUUUUCUCUAGGCCCCCUGAGAAAGGCCAUGAGGCUGAAUCCUGAAGAUACAUACAUCAAAGUCCUCCUUGCCCUGAAACUUCAGGAUAUAGGUCAGGCAGCUGAAGGAGAAAAGUACAUUGAAGAAGCUCUGAGCAAGAGGUCCUCCCAGAUCUAUAUCUUUCGAUAUGCAGCCAUGUUUUAUCAAAAAGAAAACUGUGUAGAUAAAGCUCUUGAGCUUCUUCAAAAGGCCUUGCAGGCAACAACCACCUCUGCUUUCCUGAAUCAUCAGGUAGGGCUUUGCUACAGGGCAAAAGUAUUCCAAAUAAAGGUGGCUACUACAUAUACACACCCAAGAGGUCAGGAGAGAGAGGAUAUGGACAGGUAUAUAAGAUUAGCCAUAUUUUAUUUGGAAUUUGCUCUAAAACAAAAGCCCACAUUUGACAUUGCUCUUCUGCACCUGGCACUUAUGUAUAUUGAAGCAGGGAAGUACAGAGAAGUUGAAGACAGUUUUCAAAAGUUGUUACACAUGAAACCUGUGAGAAAAACAGUACAAGAGAGAUAUUUCUACUAUGGCAGAUUUCUGGAAUAUCAAAAGAAAUCUAACACUGAUGCAAUUAACCAUUAUUUAAAGGCAACACAAAUAGGAGAGUCAUCAUUUAUAAGAGAUAAAAGUAUUAAUCCUGUUGAGAAAUUAGUUUUAAGGAAACUUCAGAGAAAUGCAUUUGACAAGGAAGGCUUGAGUGUCUUAGAGUUUGUCCAUGAAUUGAGAGGGGAAAUGAAUGAAGCCCUAGGGUACUAUGAGCAUACCCUGAGCCUGCCUGCUCAGAGAAAGCUGUGGGAACUGAUGCCUAGAUGCUGAAAUCUCAACCGCUUUCACUUUUCAUAUUCUUUUCCAUUAGUAUUUAUUUUUCUAUUCCAUUAAUAUUUGCUUGUUGCUUUCAGAAACAUGUAUUAUGUAAUUCAGUGUAAUGAUGUAAUAUUUUCAAACCUGGUGAAGCAUCA